AUGGAGAUGGCGCCAACCAAAUCCCAUAAGGAAAAAUUGCUCGGGUUGAUACCAGGUGCAUUUGCUCAAAUGUGCAUUGCCAAUAGCCAACAUUUUGUUGAAGAAGACUCAGAUAGUGAUGUGGAAGAGAUCACUGAAGGGGUUGCUAAGGUGAAACUAUCCAAGGAAACCAAGAUGAGAAUCAGAGGGGCUUGGGAAAAUGCCUUGAUUGUCAAAGUUUUUGGUAGAACGGUGGGUUUUCACUACCUACAUAGAUCGGUGAUGAGCUUAUGGAAGCCACAAGGUAGAGUUGACUGCAUGGACCUAGGGAGAGACUUCUUUUUGUUCAAGUUUAAAGCAAAGGAAGACAUGGACAAAGUCCUCUCUGGUGGCCCGUGGUUCAUUGGUGGUCACUUUGUGGCUAUUAGGUUGUGGGAACUUAACUUUAAGGCCUCCAUGGCUGUGGUGAGCAUGGUAGCUGUCUGGGUUAGACUGAAUGAGCUACUCGUGGAGUACUAUGAUGCAGUAGCUCUUCGGGAAAUCAUGAGUGCCAUGGGACCAAUACUAAAAGUGGAUACUAACACAGCUUCAGGGAAACGAGGGAGAUAUGCACGUUUUUGUGUGCAGAUUGAUCUCUCUAAACCUUUGGUGAGAACGAUCCAAGAUGGGAAGCUGACUCAGGGGGUCUUAUAUGAAGGCAUUGGUGCCUUGUGUUUUGCAUUGGUGCCUUGUGUUUUGCUUGUGGUAGAGUGGGUCAUAGGAGUGAUGGCUACCCUCAUGUAA
Molecule: messenger RNA, 762 nt
Organism: Quercus lobata
Lineage: Eukaryota; Viridiplantae; Streptophyta; Magnoliopsida; Fagales; Fagaceae
Exons: 1
Coding region: 1-762 (253 amino acids)
Source: RefSeq, a predicted model, not a curated record